CAGAGCUCCAGGUCUCCGAGGGCGUGCGGGUCCCGAGUGGCUCAGUGUUGUGAGUGCUGCUUGGGUGCACGCGGAGGUCGAACUCCACUAUCCGGCCUCGGCGCCAACGUCGACCCUGUCCUCGCUUACGCUUCACAAGGCUCGAGCGCAGCCACCUCAUGAAGCCCCCUACGACGCAGGGCAGCCCCGCGGCCGCUGCGGCUGCAGCCCCUGCCCUGGACUCUGCGGCCGCCGCGGACCUGACUGACGCGCUGUGCGAGUUUGACGCGGUGCUGGCUGACUUCGCGUCGCCCUUUCACCAGCGCCACUUCCACUAUGAGGAGCAUCUGGAGCGCAUGAAGCGGCGGAGCAGCACUAGCGUCAGUGACAGCAGCGGCUUCAGCGACUCGGAGAGUGCAGAUUCACUUUACAGAAACAGCUUCAGCUUCAGUGAUGAAAAACUGAAUUCUCCAACAGACUCUGCCCCAGCUGAACUCUCUCCUUCCAUCACCCCUCGGAAAGCUAAAUUAGGAGACACGAAAGAGCUAGAAGACUUUAUUGCUGAUCUUGACAGAACAUUAGCAAGCAUGUGAAGUAAGGAAUUAUAGGUCCUUUUAUCAUAUGAAAGGAGUUUCAAAAAGCUCCAAGGACCUGCAAACAUCAGCUACUGGAAAAUCAGCUGCUGCCAGAGGGGACAGAGAUGAACACUUACCACCAGGCUAUGCUUAGGCCCACCCUAAGAUUAGCUCUCAGGCCUCCCUCUGGGCAAUUCAAACAGUGAAACUGACUUUGUUUACCUACCUGCAACAUAUUAGAACAGAUGAUCUAUGCUAAUGUAUUUUUCUCUUAAAACAGCUUUUCUGUAAUUUAAAGUGCUUUUAUGAAAAUAUUUGUAAUUAAUUAUAUAUAGUUUGAAAUAGUAAUAUGCUUUCCCCAUUAUAAUAUAUUUUUGUAUACAAAUAAAAUUUGAACUGGAACCUA
Octodon degus (degu) is the source of this 960-nucleotide messenger RNA. It is a transcript of the gene Rgcc, whose product is annotated as regulator of cell cycle. Gene Ontology annotation, molecular function: protein kinase binding; protein kinase activator activity. The record is from RefSeq and is a predicted model, not a curated record. Gene Ontology annotation, biological process: regulation of cell cycle. The transcript has 5 exons. Gene Ontology annotation, cellular component: cytoplasm. Lineage: Eukaryota; Metazoa; Chordata; Mammalia; Rodentia; Octodontidae. Bases 159 to 572 code for a protein of 137 amino acids.